AUGGUUAGACGAAAAAAGAAAAUUGGAGCAAGACAAUACAAAACAUAUAACGAAGAAACACUUCAAAGAGCAGUACUUCUUGUAAAAUCUCAUAAAUUGACUGAACGUCAAGCAGCUGAAGAGUUUGGCAUUUCGAAAUCCACAAUUCACCGCAAAAUCUAUUACCAGUUGGAAGACUCUAGACUAGAUUCAAAGACAAUAUACCAGGAUUGGAUCAGAGCAUUCUUGUCUAGACAUAAAAAUAACUUAACAGUUCGUUUAUCUGAAAAUGUUAAACGAGCAAGAGUUGCUACGAUCCGAGUCGGAAAAAAAGUUAUAGUACGUCGUGGUGUUAAGCAUGCUGAAUGCAUCAAAGACACAUCAAAAUCCAGCACAUCAGUUAUGUUCAGUGGAACAGCUUCAGGUGUAGUACUACCUAUAUAUGUUGUGUAUAAAGCAGACCACCUUUACGAUGCAUGGACAUUAGAUGGACCAAAAAGAACGCGCUACAAUCGUUCUAAAAGUGGUUGGUCCGAUACAACAAUAUUUGAAGACUGGUUUUUGUCGGCAGUUAUUCCAUAUUUUAGGAGAUUUAAGAACCAAAAUAAAGUUAUGAUUGGCAGUUACCUUGCCAGUCAUAUAUCUAAGAGAGUCAUUGAAAAAUGUCAAAGUAAUAAUAUCUCAUUUGUUUUAUUGCCUCACAAUUGUACACAUUUAUGUCAACCAUUGGAUUUAGCUUUUUUCAGACCAUUAAAAUGGAAAUGGAAACAGCAACUUGACUUAUGGAAAGAUAAAAACAAAGGUGUAUUACAAAAAAAUCAGUUCCCUAGACUGCUAAAUAAAGUUAUGAAAGAAUUAGGAGAUAAUGCUGAAAACAAUUUAAAAGCAGGAUUUGAAGAAUGUGGAAUAGUACCAUUUGACCCUCAAAAAGUAUUGAAACGUAUCCCUCAGAGAACAAUUAGUACUGAUAAUUCUUGUUCUCCUGAUGACCAAUUACCAAGUUCUAGUGGAACACAAGCUAUAAAUUCAGAUGAAGAAGACAACAUUGAGGACAUAACUUUGAGUUUGAAAGUAACUGAUUUUAUUCAA
Messenger RNA from Acyrthosiphon pisum (pea aphid), 1068 nucleotides. RefSeq lists its product as uncharacterized. The transcript has 4 exons. Gene Ontology annotation, molecular function: DNA binding. Lineage: Eukaryota; Metazoa; Arthropoda; Insecta; Hemiptera; Aphididae. The record is from RefSeq and is a predicted model, not a curated record. Gene Ontology annotation, cellular component: nucleus. The annotation marks the transcript as partial.